Messenger RNA from Perca fluviatilis (European perch), 1186 nucleotides. RefSeq lists its product as uncharacterized. Lineage: Eukaryota; Metazoa; Chordata; Actinopteri; Perciformes; Percidae. The record is from RefSeq and is a predicted model, not a curated record. The transcript is spliced from 10 exons. The coding region runs from base 65 to 988 and encodes 307 amino acids.
CCCAAACUACGUGAGCACAAGAUAUUUGAUUGCAUGUUUUGAGGCAGCAGUAAUCAGAAUAACAAUGAUGAUCUCAGUCCACUUUACUUUGCUCUUUUUCUGGGUGACACAAGAUUUUGUGAGCUGUAUUAAUAUGAAGAUGCCCUUUGAUUCCGUGGCUGUAGAGUUAGGUGACUCUCUAACAUUGAACUGCACCUACAAUUGCUCCAAUGGAUUUGUUCGUGGCUGUUGGAGUAAAGCAUCAGACAUCUCUGGCUGUCACGGGACAUUAAUCAAAGGCAGCUUGUGCACGACGUCCUUUCAUCUAUCAAAUGUGUCCAGUGAAGAUCUCAAGGGGAACUACACUUGCUACACACAAGAUACAGGGGACCCUCAACUUCAACAGAAAACCGAGCGCAUCGUUUUACUGCAACUUAAAGCUCAAACAAGUGCCCCAAACUGGACGAUUACCCCAAAGAGUAAAACAAAAAAUGCAUCUCUUCCUGCUAAGCCAAAAGAUUCAAGUGGAGGAGAAUUUACUGGAAUUAAGGUUUUAGCAACAGUUACGGUUGCUGUGGCCAUGGUGCUUGCAGCAUUGGCCGUUUACCUAUGUCUGAACCGGAACAGACAGAGUUGGAAUGAUAAAGGGGAGCCUGUUGUGUCAAGGUCAGGGUCACCACUACCUCCCCACGCUGUCCCCUCACCAGUGAAGGGGUCAAGGUCAACGCAAAGUGAAAGAGUGACUUUGAGGAUUCCUACACCAGAUAAUGAGAGUGACACUGAGGUUCCAUAUGCGGACAUAAUGAUCACUGUCCGAGGUGUCAGUACACCAGAGCUCACUCAGGUUGGCUACUUGACUCCUGGAGACCAAAAAGAGUGGUGGGGAGAUGAAUCAAGGUCUCAGCUGCAGGCCUCACGUUCAGCUGACAGACUGCAUGUCCCCCAGCCCAGAGAAGUCAGCCGCAAGAUGAGCACCAACUCUGAGUAUGCAGUCAUCACAUAUGCCUGACUGGGCUCGUUGCUGCUGGAAAACGAGAGCGAGGAGAAGAAAAAACACGUCUGUUUUUAGUUAUACAUGCUACAUUUUAUCUGUCUUUUUUAUUUCAGUAAUGCCUUUUUAUAUGUAACGUUGGCCUUUUUCUUGUGACGUGUUCUAUGUUUGUAAUGGAUCCGCAUUUUUAUCCAAUAAAGCAAUUCUUUUCUGUGA